GGUCGUUGAAACGAAAGGGCGGGCACAUUUUAAAAGGACCUAACGUUUAAACCUUGCCUUUUUACCUUGCCUAGCUGAAUGAAUUGUGACCCCAGCUUCCUACCUAGAUUGUCAUAAUCUGAGGCUUGUUAUUUCUGGUUGUUUUUUAUUGCUAAUUUUUAUAAAUGGUUUAAAAAAUCAAAAGAUGUCAAGUUAGUUACCAAAUAUAUCGCAACAUGUUCUCGAUAGAUUCUUGCCAAAAAAGAUAUCGUCGAAUACUUCAACGCAAAAAAGAAAGGCGAAAACAGGAAAAAGUUCGCAGGAAGAUAGCUUCGCGCAAUAAAAUAAGGGAAGAUAUAGAACUAAACCGUUAUCACAGCAAAAAGUUCCUAAGAAAGGAGGUCUCCAACAGAUUGCAGAUCGCACUGUAUGAAGGAAUAAGGAUCUACAUAGAUUGUUCUUAUGAAGCUCUUAUGUCUCCUAAAGAAUGUAAUAAAUUCGCUCAACAACUAUGUCGUCUUUAUGGCGCAAACAAAAAAGCAACGAAGCCCUUAAGCAUCAACCUUGUGAAUUUCUCACAACAUGGACCUUUGUUCCAUGCUUGCCAGUCCAAAUGUGAUGGAUUCCUAAAGUAUAAGAUUGGAUUGUACUCUGAAACACCAUCAAGCAUCACACCAGAAAAUAUAGAAAUCGUGUACCUCAGUCCGGACGCAAAGGAACCAUUGGUAUCUAUAUCGGAAAAUUGUGCGUACGUCCUAGGAUGUCUUGUGGACGAGCAUAUAUUAAAGGGACGAAGCCGACAAGAAGCUGAGAAUCAGGGUUACCGUGCCGUGCGACUCCCAAUUGAAGAGUUCACAUCUGGAGAAAUAUCUAACCCUGUGUUAGCGAUAAAUCAUGUCGUCGAUAUAAUGCUAGCAUACAUGGCAAAUGGUGGCGACUGGAAAGAGGCCUUAUAUUCUAAAUUGCCCGGACGAUUUUUGAGAUAAUACAUAUAUAUGUGAAAUUUUGUUAUAACUUAUGAAGAAAUAUAAGAAGUUCUAUAAUAAAUAAA
Molecule: messenger RNA, 1030 nt
Organism: Schistosoma intercalatum
Lineage: Eukaryota; Metazoa; Platyhelminthes; Trematoda; Strigeidida; Schistosomatidae
Source: the annotation of a GenBank genome assembly